Molecule: messenger RNA, 893 nt
Organism: Nothobranchius furzeri (turquoise killifish)
Lineage: Eukaryota; Metazoa; Chordata; Actinopteri; Cyprinodontiformes; Nothobranchiidae
Product: nucleoside diphosphate kinase
Biological process (GO): UTP biosynthetic process; regulation of apoptotic process; GTP biosynthetic process
Molecular function (GO): nucleoside diphosphate kinase activity
Source: RefSeq, a predicted model, not a curated record
AGGCUCAACCGGUCCAAGAUGGCGGCGCCACCGCUCCUCAGCGCCCACGCGGGAUCGAAACUCUUUUGGGCCUCAGUGCUUGCCGUAGCUCAAGGCUCCGCCCAGAAGGGUUAAGAGGUUGUUGCGCGCGCUCACGGGUCUUCUUCCUCGUCGUGUUGGUGCUGCCGGUCGUUGGAACGGAACCUCCUAGUCGGGAUUAUAAUCAUGGCCGAGCUGCAGGAGCGGACCUUUAUCGCCAUCAAGCCUGACGGCGUGCAGCGGGGCAUCGUCGGAGAGAUCAUCAAGCGGUUUGAGAUGAAGGGCUUCAAGCUGGUGGGCAUGAAAAUGCUCCAUGCCUCUGAGGAGCUCCUGAUGAAGCACUACAUAGACCUGAAGGACCGACCCUUCUUUCCUGCUCUGGUCAACUACAUGAACUCUGGUCCAGUAGUCGCCAUGGUCUGGGAGGGGAAGGGGGUCGUAAAGACGGGCAGGGUCAUGCUCGGUGAGACCAACCCCGCUGAUUCCAAACCAGGAACCAUCAGAGGAGACUUCUGCAUCGAUGUCAGCAAGAACAUCAUCCACGGCAGCGACUCGGUGGAAAGUGCCAACAAGGAGAUUUCUCUGUGGUUCCAACCAGAUGAGCUGGUCAGCUACACGAGCUGUGCCUUCAGCUGGCUCUACUGAGCUGCUCUGGGUCCCACAGAAGGUUCCCCUUCCUCUCCGACCAGAGAACCUUGGCCUUAGACUCCCCUCUCCCCACGUAGCUUGGAGAACUUGUUCCUCAUCUGCUCAUCGUCUGAGGAUGUUCCUGGUUCCUCUGAUCCUGCUCAGUCAUUCCAUGCGGUUUCCAAACAAACAGUUUAAGACUUGAAACUGUUUUUGUUAACUUUCCAAUAAAUGCUCUUGAUACCUGA